GUGAGGAAACUGAUCACCGUAAUGAUGAGACUCCGUUUUUGAAUCCUGACAAAAGUCAGAGUGAAUCAGAGGCAGAUCCUCCAGCUAGCACGUGUACCAGCUCGUUAGAUGAGGAAAUGGACUGUGAGCGUUUUGUGGGACCAGAACCAAACAUCUCUCAUGAAUCUGAUAGCAAAGAUCAAAAAGGAGUAAAACGUAGUUUAACAUCAACCAAGGAGCCACAACAGCAGAUUCUGGGUCCUCCAGGUGAGAAGACAUUUUUGUGCGAAACAUGUGGAAAAUAUUUCCAACAUAAAGAAAACUUGUCUGCCCACGUUAGAACAGCCCACAAGGUUGAUCAACCACAUUCCUGCAUCACCUGUGGCAAAACAUUCACUCAUGCAUCAAGUUUGAAGAAUCACACAAGAAUCCAUUCUGGGGAGAAGCCAUAUUCCUGCAUCACCUGUGGCAAAACAUUCACUUGGCCAGAAAGUUUGAAGAAUCACACAAGAAUCCAUACUGGGGAGAAGCCAUAUUCCUGCAUCACCUGUGGCAAAACAUUCACUGUUGCAUCAAAUUUGAAGUCUCACACAAGAAUUCAUACUGGGGAGAAGCCAUAUUCUUGCAUCACCUGUGGCAAAACAUUCACUCAGCCAGCAAGUUUGAGGAAUCACAAAAGAAUCCAUACUGGGGAGAAGCCAUAUUCCUGCAUCACCUGUGGGAAAACAUUCACUCAGGCUGCAGGUUUGAGUACUCACACAAUAAUCCAUACUGGGGAGAAGCCAUAUUCCUGCAUCACCUGUGGGAAAACAUUCACUCACACAGCAAGUUUGAAGAAUCACACAAGAAUCCAUACUGGGGAGAAGCCAUAUUCCUGCAUCACCUGUGGCAAAACAUUCACUCGGCCAGAACGUUUGAAGUCUCACACAAGAAUCCAUACUGGGGAGAAGCCAUAUUCCUGCAUCACCUGUGGCAAAACAUUCACUCGGCCAGAACGUUUGAAGACUCACAUACGAAUCCAUACUGGGGAGAAGCCAUAUUCUUGCCUCACCUGUGGGAAAACAUUCACUCAGGCUGCAAAUUUGAGUACUCAUAUGAGAAUCCAUACGGGGGAGAAGCCAUAUUCCUGCAUCACCUGUGGCCAAACAUUCACUCGGCCAGAAAGUUUGAAGUAUCACACAAUAAUUCAUACUGGGAAGAAGCCAUAUUCCUGCAUCACCUGUGGCAAAACAUUCAUUCGGCCACAACAUUUGAAGUCUCACACAAGAAUUCAUACUGGGGAGAAGCCAUAUUCUUGCAUCACCUGUGGGAAAUCAUUCACUCAAGCAUCAAGUUUGAAGAAUCACACAAGAAUCCAUACUGGGGAGAAGCCAUAUUUCUGCAUCACCUGUGGCAAAACAUUCACUCAGGCUGCAAGUUUGAGUACUCAUCUGAGAAUCCAUACGGGGGAGAAGCCAUAUUCCUGCAUCACCUGUGGGAAAACAUUCACUAUUGCAUCACAUUUGAAGUCUCACACAAGAAUCCAUACUGGGGAGAAGCCAUAAUCCUGUAAAAUAUGUGAAAGAUGUUUCAGAAGUUCUGGUAUCUUAAUUGUCCAUGUGAGAAAAAUUCACACAGGUGAGAAGACAUUUUUGUGCAAAACAUGUGGAAAAGAUUUCAAAUGUAGUAAAACCUUUAAAGUCCACAUGAAAGUUCACACUGGGGAAAGACUGUAUUCUUGCAACACCUGUGGCAAAACAUUCACUAGUGCAUCAAAUUUGAAGUAUCACACAAGAAUCCAUACUGGGGAGAAGCCAUAUUCCUGCAUCACUUGUGGCAAAACAUUCACUCGGCCAACACAUUUGAAGAAUCACACAAGAAUCCAUACUGGGGAGAAGCCAUAUUCCUGCAUCACCUGUGGGAAAAGAUUCACUCGGCCAACACAUUUAAAGUAUCACACAAGAAUCCAUACUGGGGAGAAGCCAUAUUCCUGCAUCACCUGUGGCAAAACAUUCACUCAGCCAGAACAUUUGAAGUCUCACACAAGAAUCCAUACUGGGGAGAAGCCAUAUUCCUGCAUCACCUGUGGGAAAACAUUCACUCAGCCAACAAGUUGGAAGUAUCACAGAAGAAUUCAUACUGGGGAGAAGCUGUAUUCCUGCAUCACCUGUGGGAAAACAUUCACUAAUGGAUCACAUUUCAGGACUCAUAUAAGAAUCCAUUCUGGGGAUAAGCCACAUUCCUGCAACACCUGUGGGAAAACAUUCACUCAGACUGCAAAAUUGAGUACUCAUAUGAAAAUUCAUACUGGGGAGAAGCCGUAUUCCUGCAUCACCUGUGGCAAAACAUUCACUCAGAAAGCAAGUUUGAAGAUUCACACAAGAAUUCAUACUGGGGAGAAGCCAUAUUCCUGCAUCACCUGUGGGAAAACAUUCACUACUGCAUCACAUUUGAGGACUCAUAUAAGAAUUCAUACUGGGGAGAAGCCAUAUUUCUGCACAACCUGUGGGAAAACAUUCACUACUGCAUCAAAUUUGAAGUCUCACACAAGAAUCCAUACUGGGGAGAAGCCAUAAUCCUGUAAAAUAUGUGAAAGAUGUUUCAGAAGUUCUUGUAUCACCAAUGUGAGACAAAUCCACAAGGAUGAAACGUCAUAGAUGCAACUCCUGUGAUGAAAUAUUCUGAGCAAUUUCUAGAAUUAUUUAGAUUGUACUUCAGCAAAAAAUAAGAUGUUGUUGUUCCUUCAUGUUAAUAAGCUGUUAGUUACAUGUUUUGGGGGAAUUUACUACUAAAAUCUUUCAAACAACUUGGUUUACAAAUUGAGUGAUGUGGAAUAUUUCAAUAAAAAUUUCGGAAGAAGAGAAGGAUUUGUUUCUAGGUUUAUCUAAUAAAACAGUCUUGAUGAGUGAUCAAAGUUACAAAAGUCCAUUUAGUGCUUGCUAGCAGGAGAUCAAAUACACAAGCAUGUAUUACGGUGCUUUGUGAAGAUGGCGUCUAUUUAAGGUAGUUCCUACCAUCCAAUUCUAUUUAAAGAAGAGUUAGAUGAAGAAGAAUAAGAGGGACAGAACAAGAAGCUGCAAUUCUGUUCUGCUAUUGGAAGAGAAAGAGAUGGUGCGUCACGUCUGGGCCAUGAUCAAAAAGAUGAGUAGAAAAGGGAAAGUUGCAAUCCCGGUGUUAAUAGAUGGAGAAGUCUGGGCAAUUACAAAUAAGGAGAAAGCAGCACUACUGGCCGCAAGGCCUACAAAUAAACCAAAACAAAGAAGUUCAGAAAUAAAGUUAUGUGUAAUAAUGUGAAAUGACACAGGGAAAAAGUAUUGAACACGCUUACUGAUAUUUAUUCAAUACUUUGUACAAAAGCC
Molecule: messenger RNA, 3317 nt
Organism: Pungitius pungitius (ninespine stickleback)
Lineage: Eukaryota; Metazoa; Chordata; Actinopteri; Perciformes; Gasterosteidae
Product: zinc finger protein 850-like
Exons: 3
Biological process (GO): regulation of DNA-templated transcription
Molecular function (GO): DNA-binding transcription factor activity, RNA polymerase II-specific; RNA polymerase II cis-regulatory region sequence-specific DNA binding
Source: RefSeq, a predicted model, not a curated record